This is a messenger RNA of Trypanosoma theileri, 1824 nucleotides long. Its product is annotated as glucose-6-phosphate isomerase, glycosomal. Lineage: Eukaryota; Euglenozoa; Kinetoplastea; Trypanosomatida; Trypanosomatidae. Bases 1 to 1824 code for a protein of 607 amino acids. The record is from RefSeq and is a predicted model, not a curated record. Gene Ontology annotation, cellular component: cytosol. Gene Ontology annotation, molecular function: glucose-6-phosphate isomerase activity; carbohydrate derivative binding; monosaccharide binding. The transcript has a single exon. Gene Ontology annotation, biological process: gluconeogenesis; glycolytic process; glucose 6-phosphate metabolic process.
AUGGAGCAUUAUCUUAAAGAGCUAACUGCAUAUGUGAAUGCGAGCCCUGCACCACCAGGAGCCACCAGUAUGGCUGUUGAAUCGUUCAAUGCGACACCUGAAGUAACACGAAAAAUGAAGAUGCUUAAUGCAGAGGCCGACAAAAGCUUGAUUUCAUGCCCUGCCUGGCGCCGUCUUCAGCAGUUGUACGAACGUCACGGCAAUGAGAGCAUUCUGAAGCAUUUUGAAAACGACAAGGAUCGAUUCCGGAGAUACUCACUUGAAGUGAAUUUGAAGAGUUCGGAUGGGAAUUUCCUCUUUUUGGAUUACUCUAAGUCUCACAUCAACGACGAAGUAAAAGAUGCACUAUUCGAGCUAGUUGAGGAGCGUGGCGUUCGUGCGUACAUGCGAGCGCUUUUCAACGGAGAGAAAGUGAACACAACUGAAAAUCGCGCUGUGCUUCACAUUGCCUUGCGCAAUCGAAGCAAUCGUCCCAUAAUGGUGGAUGGCCAUGACGUGAUGCCUAUGGUAAACCAGGUCCUUGAACAGAUGAGAAUCUUCUCUGAGAAUGUGAGGAACGGUGUGUGGAAAGGCCAAAGUGGAAAGGCGAUUCGCCAUGUUGUGAACAUCGGCAUCGGUGGAAGCGACCUGGGUCCCAUGAUGGCCACUGAGGCGUUGAAACCCUUCUCCAAAAGGAAUAUUUCCAUGCACUUCGUCUCUAACGUGGACGCAACACACCUGGCUGAGGUGCUAAAAACUGUUGAUCUUGAGGCGACACUUUUCAUCGUUGCAAGCAAGACGUUCACUACACAAGAGACAAUUACCAACGCUGUAUCUGCAAAGAACGCACUGCUCACAUUCUUGAAGUCUCGAGGGAUAAGUGAGAAUGGUGCUGUUGCCAAACAUUUUGUUGCACUUUCAACGAAUACAAAGAAGGUGAUGGAAUUCGGCAUUGAUGCAGCGAACAUGUUCCAGUUCUGGGACUGGGUUGGAGGUCGGUAUUCGUUGUGGUCUGCUAUUGGCUUGUCCUUGAUGAUCUCGAUCGGAUACGAUAAUUUUGUGGAGUUACUGACUGGUGCACACAUAAUUGAUGAACACUUCAUAAAUGCGCCAACAGAUCAAAACAUUCCCAUAAUUCUUGCCUUGGUUGGCGUUUGGUACAACAAUUUCUUUGGAGCAGAGACUCAGGCUAUCUUGCCAUACGACCAGUACUUAUGGAGACUCCCUGCAUACCUUCAGCAACUUGACAUGGAGAGCAAUGGGAAGGGUGCCACCAAGAGUGGACACGUGGUAUCAACACAGACUGGCCCUAUUAUUUUUGGAGAGGCCGGCACCAAUGGCCAACACGCCUUCUAUCAACUCAUUCACCAAGGAACAAAGCUGAUUCCCUGUGAUUUCAUUGGAGCAGUCCACAGCCAAAAUCGCAUUGGUAACCACCACCGAAUCCUGAUGAGCAACUAUUUUGCUCAGACCGAAGCAUUGAUGGUUGGUAAAGGCACUGAUGAGGUACGACGGGAACUCCAGGGUACGGGAGGAAUUUCUGAAGAUGGGAUCAAUGCACUGCUUCCUCACAAGACAUUCACCGGAGGACGCCCCAGCAACUCGUUGCUGGUCAAUGCUCUAACCCCACGUGCGCUGGGUGCUAUCAUUGCAAUGUACGAGCACAAGGUCCUUGUGCAGGGGGCCAUUUGGGGAGUGAACAGCUUCGACCAAUGGGGUGUCGAGCUUGGAAAGGUGCUUGCCAAAUCCAUUCUUCCUCAACUGAAUCCCGGAGCCAAGGUAAGCAAUCACGAUGCAUCUACGAAUGGUCUUAUCAACUUGUUCAAUCAGCAUUCACACCUUUAA